GACUCGUGAUUGACCCACCAGCCCUACAUAUCACACGCGCCACUUCUGAUGCUGAAGUGACGGUUACAUGAUCCUGUCACCCCUGGGGAGAGGAUGACUGUCCUGAACUGACCGUUCAACAGACGAGUGGUGAUCGGCCGCUGCAAUCCCGGUCACUUCCAGACCAAGCCAACAGCCGCUGGAAGACUCUCAGGUUUACUCCAGAGCAGAAGCUGGGAUGGCUAGGCUUCCGGUGUACCGGUGGCUCUACGUACCAGGAACGCACAGCGUUUUACAUUACAGGAAUGUCCCCAAGUGUGACCGGAUUCAGCACCAUACCCAGCAGUACUAACGCGGGGUCUAUCGAGUUGAACGCGGGAACAGACGUGACGUUUGUGUGUGAGACUGCCGGAGACCCGCUCCCACAGACCAGCGAUGUCGCCCUCACGUUUAGUGGCCGAAAUCCAGGUCUGCCAACACAGAUGCCUACUGCUGGCGGAAACACAAUUCAUAGCAGAUUGCUACGCAACGUUUCCGUAACUGAUGCGGGACAGUACGGCUGUAUGGUCAGUACAGUAGCGGGGCAGGACAACAGGAUGGUGACAGUAGAUGUAAAAGUACCACCGACCACAACAGUUCCCCCUCCCGUCCGUGCGACGAGCACAACAGAACUGGCUGUGGACAUCCAACUCAGCAAACUCGCUUGGACGGGAAAUGGGGAGAUCAUCGCUAAGGACAUUCAGUACAAACUGUCCAAUGGGUCGUCGUGGGAAACCUUGUCGAAUAACGAGGAGGGAGAGGUUAGGAUAAGGAACCUGUCGCCCAACACGACCUACAACGUACGGCUGGUUCUGAGUCGACCGGGGGAGGGAGGGAGAGGGAGACCUGGGCCUAUCGCAACUGUAUCAACACCAGAAACCGUGGCAGGCGACGAAAGCAACGGCCUCCCCGCCAUGUCCGUGAGAAUAUUUCAGAUGUGGAAGGGUUUUCUGAUACACCGCUCGUUUCAGACCAAACCAGCUUGA
This is a messenger RNA of Branchiostoma belcheri (Belcher's lancelet), 1004 nucleotides long. Its product is annotated as tyrosine-protein kinase receptor Tie-1-like. Gene Ontology annotation, molecular function: protein binding. The record is from RefSeq and is a predicted model, not a curated record. NCBI's taxonomy places the organism in Eukaryota, Metazoa, Chordata, Leptocardii, Amphioxiformes, Branchiostomatidae. The transcript has 5 exons. Bases 285 to 1004 code for a protein of 239 amino acids.